AUGUGCAAGGCCAAGAGAGAAGAGGGGGCUGUGGAAUGCUUCAGCAAGCACCCCCUGCAGAACAGGUAAGAACAUCGGGCCAAUGGCUCAUCUGGUCCAGCAUCUUGCUCUUACGGUGGUCAACCAGAUGCCUGUAGGAAGCUUGCAAGCUGGGCACGGGCACCACAGCUCUCGACCUACCUGCGAUUCCCAGCAAUUGGUAAUCAGAGGCAUGAUGCUAGCAGAACGCCAAAAUGCCUGGAUCUCCCAGUGUGCCUGGAUCUCCCCUCCAGUGCAAUAAUGUUAAUGCUCACUUUCCCCCUGCUUGUUGAUGGCUGCUAACCAAAAAGAUCCUGGCAAGGUGCAUCCAAAUGUGGCCAAGGGAGCUGUGCUAUGAUACAGCAGAUACUCAUUGCCAAGAAAUCCUUGCUAUUUUUGGUUUCAAGGAACACUUCCGAUGCUACUGUGUGCUUCCAUAAAUCACUGUUAAACAUGAAAAAUCAUUUACUUUCACCCUGUUCUUGCUUCCUCCUUUUCAAAGGUGGGAGGAGUGGGGAAUGCGCUUAAAGAGUCCUCCUGGAUCAGAUGAAAGGCCCGUCUAGCUCAGAAUCUUGUUUCCCACACUAGUUAACUAAGAUGCUUAUAGAGAAGCCCAUAAGUUGAGCAUGGAGGCAACAGCAUCCUCCUCCUGUUGUUGCCUAGCAGAUGCUUUUCAGGGGGCACAUACUGCUUCUGAUACUGGAGGUAAUGCGUAGCCAUCAUGAGUAGUCACCAUCAAUCACCUCAUCGUCCAUGGAUCUGCCUAAUCCCCUUUUAAAGCUGUCCAAGUUGGUAGCCAUCACCUCUUAUGGCAGCAAAUCCUAUGUAUUGUGUAAAGAAGUUAUUCCAUUCUUCUGUCCUGAAUUUCCUACCAUUCAUCUCUUGAAACCACUCCUAUUUUAUAUUCCCUCGCUCCUUCACUGGGAGAAGGAGAGAGAACAUGCAUCUGUGUCUCUGGAGAAGUUCAAGAAAAUAUUUGUUUUACUAAUUUAUACAAAUAUUUAUAUACUGCUGUUCAUACAAAAAACAAAACAAAACAGAGUGGUUUACAAAACCACAUUGUUUAUCAGCACAACCCACAUCCCACCUUAGGGUUGCCUUAUUACAGUGAGUCUAAUCAAAUGUGAAAUGAGAAGAGUGUGACACAGCACCUUCCAGUCCAAACAGGCAACAUUCACACAUGUGGCAAGAUGUGCUGGGUGUUUUGUGUGUACAUAGAGCCUCGCGGAGGGGAGUGUUGAUGUUCAUAGCUAGUGGCUUAAUUUUGCCUUCCAUUCAUCUCCGUAGGUGGGCCCUUUGGUUCUUCAAAAAUGACAAGAGUAAGACCUGGCAGGAUAACUUGCGGCUUAUCACCAAAUUUGACACCGUGGAAGACUUCUGGGCGUGAGUGCAUUCCAGUCCUUCCUCUGACAGCUAGAGUCACUGGAACAGCCUUGCCAGAAGGAAGGCCAUUGUGGGAUUGAACCAACAGUGGGGAAUAUGGUGGCCCUCUGGAUGUUGCUGGACUCCUCACUCGCAUCAGACCCAGCUGGCAUGGUCAGGGAUGAUGGGAGCUGGGCUCUCCAGUCCAUUCACUUUUGAAAACCAUGUACUUGUAUCUGCAGGCUAAACAAGUCCUAAGCAGCACUUGAAAGUUAAAAGUGGUUGAGAUGUGUGCUACAGGGAGCUCCGAAUGAACCAUAGUUUCCUGUGGUAUUUGCCUGGAUUUAGUGGAAACUUCUCUCAAGGCAGUUUCCAGGGUGGGCCACCUGUUUUGGGACUAUUCACACAAGAUACCUUGCAUCAACAUCAGGAGCCGUAGGUUCCUUACACAAGUCCACCCAUUCUGUUCUCCUGACAUAUCUGUCUUCUCUCCUUGAGACUGCAGGCUGUAUAGCAACAUCCAACUGGCCAGCAAGUUGACAUCAGGCUGCGACUAUUCCCUUUUCAAGGUAAGUCCUGCUGGUUAUUCCUGGUCUGUUCCUGGUCUGUUAACGCUGCGUGCCUCCUAUAGGGAGGCAAAACAGGCUCUCAAGUGGUAGUCUUGGGGUCUCUUGUUGUAUGGGAUUUCCCACACACCAUAGGGCUACACAUGGCUUGCUGUGGAUCUAAGUGCAUUGUGGUGGACUAAGAAAGCCUUGCAACUUCAUGUAGGGGUGUGUGUGGGGGUGUGUGUGUGUGUAAGAGCUGUAUAUACUGAGAUCCUGCAUUUCCUCCAGGAUGGCAUUGAACCGAUGUGGGAAGAUAACAGGAAUAAGCGUGGUGGGCGUUGGCUUAUCACAUUGUCCAAGCAGCAGCGGCAUGCAGAGCUUGACCGUUUCUGGCUGGAGACUGUAAGUAGGCAGAACGCUGUGUGGGUGCUUCUCCUUUAUGAAAUGUGGCAUUUGCCCUGCUUUCUGGCCAUGUUUCUGGGCUGCGCAUCAGUGGCAGAGCUUCAUUCUCCAGCAUCGGAGGCGGAGAGCAGGCGGGAGCGGGGCUGGCGCUUGUCCUGGGGGUGUGGUGUGCCACCUGCAGGGGCGUGGUGCACGUUCUGGGAGCAGGGCACGCCGCCUGUGGGCACCCUGGGGAUCAUGCUGCUGGGGGUGGUGCACUCCCCCCACACUCCUCUUCCUCCGCCAGUGCUGGGCAUACAGCACUUCCCAUUCUCUCUUGGGCAGGUGGAAGCUGCUCCUCAAAAUGACUCUCCUUUGUUAGUUCCCCUUCUCAGCCAAGGUCUUUGCCCGCCUGCUGCUCUCCAGGUGUUUUGGACUACCAACUCCCAUCACCUGUUCUGCUGGCUGGGGCUGAUGGGAUUGGUAGCAGUGUUGGAAACUGAGAUAUGAAAUCUGGGAGCUAAAUGGCACCUUAAACCUAGUUUAUGGGUGCAACAGCUGAAUAUCUAGGCAAGUUUUUUGUUUAAUAAGAAUACAAAGCUGAAAAUGAAUGAACUGCAGCUAAAAUAUUAUGUCAUUUUUCACAUGGUCUAUCCCUUCCCCUGCCCACCCCUCUAAUAUUCUUAAGAUGGUCUCUUCUCCAGUCUGCAGAGAGUAGCUGGAAGUGGGGAGGCAGAAAAAGGUCUUCCUUUUCUUCCAUUCUUCAGUUUUAAUCUGAAAUCUUAGGCACAGUACUAUGGCCAGAGCUCAGAAACUGCUCACGCUAAUGAAAUUCCCUGUCGCAAAAUGCGCCUAGAACAAUGGGAGUUUUGAACACUGGUGGUCCAAAGCAUAUGGAGAAUGUCAGGUUGGUGAGGCUGGCUUACUGUGUUCAGGCAACUUGCACCACAUGGCGGCAUGAGAUGAAGGGGAAGAGGAAAGGAUGCAUGGCAUUUAUCUGCUCAGAUGGACUUUCCUAUCUACACACACACACACUCAUCCCCAAUCCCUCUGAUGCCUGCUGGAUUUCUGAGCUGAGCCAGCUAUUCUGAUCUUUCCCGAAUAGUGAAGCUCUUUUCUUUGGGCAGGAAAACAGCUUAAAGACCCUUAUGAGGCAAGAAAUAUUCCCCACUGUAUUUAACCAUGGUACAUCAAGCAGUAGCUUGCAUCUGGUUCCCUGUUCGCUUCAUGGGUUUUCCUCUUCUGUGUAGCUGCUGUGCCUGAUUGGAGAGAUGUUUGAUGACUACAGCGAAGAUGUCUGUGGGGCCGUCAUCAACAUCCGUGCUAAGGGGGACAAGAUCGCAAUCUGGACCCAGGAGGCAGAGAACCGGGAUGGCGUAACACAUAUCGGGUAGCUGACAGACAGUUCCCUUUGUUGAGAUGUGUGUGUGAAAUGCUGAGCAACACACAGGAGGGCUAAUGCCAACCACCUUAUGUAAGGCAGAGCGUGUUUGUAUAAUUAAACACCAACAGGAUUACUAAGGUGCGUGUGUGUGUGUGUGUGUGUGUGUGUGUGUUUGAAGAGUUUGAAGCCUUUAUGCAUGAGGAAUGCCAGCUAUACAAUGCAAGGAGUUUGUAGGUGUCUAUAGCAGCCUAGGGAAAGGACUCUUUGGUGGAAAUGGAUGAUAUGUGCAUACACACUACAGAAGAGAGGUGAGCUAAGAUAGCCAGCUGUCUUGAGUACAACUUAAUUAUAAUUUUUUUCUCUUUCAGGCGUGUUUACAAGGAACGCCUGGGCCUGUCUUCCAAAGUGGUGAUUGGUUAUCAGGCUCAUGCCGACACUGCCACCAAGAGUGGCUCCCUCAUGAAGAACAAGUUUGUGGUGUGA
Molecule: messenger RNA, 4176 nt
Organism: Podarcis lilfordi (Lilford's wall lizard)
Lineage: Eukaryota; Metazoa; Chordata; Lepidosauria; Squamata; Lacertidae
Source: the annotation of a GenBank genome assembly